AUGGCUCGAAACAUGAUCCAAAUCGGUUUGGUUGUGUUCUUGGUGCUUCUAUUGUCGAAACAACACGUAGAAGCACAAGUUAGCUGUGAUCAAAUAGUCAUAAAGCUGAUCAAUUGUGAGUCUUUUUUGUUUGGAUACUCUAACGUGCCCGGUGUGCAAUGUUGUGCUAGUGCACAAGAUGUGGUUCAACAAGCUAAUGCUUCAAAAGAGGUUUUAAAGGCUACUUGUCGUUGCCUCAAGGCUGCGGCUCAAGCAAUGCCAGUUAACCUUUCCAACGCGGCUCAGCUCACACAGUCGUGCAACCUCAACCUUAACAUCCCCAUCAGUCCUUCCGUCGACUGUGACUCGUUAUGA
This is a messenger RNA of Erigeron canadensis, 354 nucleotides long. RefSeq names its product non-specific lipid-transfer protein-like. The record is from RefSeq and is a predicted model, not a curated record. NCBI's taxonomy places the organism in Eukaryota, Viridiplantae, Streptophyta, Magnoliopsida, Asterales, Asteraceae. Gene Ontology annotation, molecular function: lipid binding. Gene Ontology annotation, cellular component: membrane. The coding region runs from base 1 to 354 and encodes 117 amino acids. Gene Ontology annotation, biological process: lipid transport. The transcript has a single exon.